CGCAGAUUUCAAACUAUGGAAUCGAAUUUAAAUAAAGCUUUAAAAGAAUCGCUGAAAUAUUUUUCCCAUAAAGAACGACUAGCAACUUUUAAAACUUGGAUUUUUAGCAAGAAAUAUCCAUGCAAUGUAGAAAAAAUGGCAGAAGCAGGGUUUAUUUUCAUAGGAAGCAAAAACGAACCUGAUUCAGUUAAAUGUUUCUUCUGCAAUACAAAUUUAGAUCGUUGGGAGCCAAACGAUAAUCCUUGGAAGGAACAUUUACGACAUGCACCAAAAUGUUCAUUUGCCAAACUACAACAACCCAUGGAUCAGAUAACACUCAGAGAAUACUACAUAUUGCAUUCACAAUUAUGCCACUCGGUCAUUGAUGCCUACAUUGAAGAACAAAGGCUUGCAUCUGGGAAGUUAUUCAAAAAAUUGGAAGCAAAGUUUAGAAAAUAAGCUACAAAUGAUCAUACUUACAUUAACUUAACCUAUUUUGAUUUUCUUUUUUUGUUGUAUUUGCCAUUAUGUCAGAUUGAAACAAUGAUCUUAACAUCACUGUUAGAGUUGCCGCCUGUCCUUUUUUGAAG
This is a messenger RNA of Psylliodes chrysocephalus, 569 nucleotides long. Lineage: Eukaryota; Metazoa; Arthropoda; Insecta; Coleoptera; Chrysomelidae. The record is from the annotation of a GenBank genome assembly.